Messenger RNA from Gallus gallus (chicken), 14242 nucleotides. It is a transcript of the gene PSTPIP1, whose product is annotated as proline-serine-threonine phosphatase interacting protein 1. The record is from RefSeq and is a predicted model, not a curated record. Gene Ontology annotation, molecular function: actin filament binding. The transcript has 16 exons. NCBI's taxonomy places the organism in Eukaryota, Metazoa, Chordata, Aves, Galliformes, Phasianidae. Gene Ontology annotation, biological process: actin filament polymerization. Bases 202 to 1425 code for a protein of 407 amino acids. Gene Ontology annotation, cellular component: plasma membrane; cytoplasm; actin filament.
ACCAGAAGAGAAACUGGUUUGGCGCGAGGGUGCUCCGUCCACGCGUGCCUCCGUGUCGUGACUUUAGAAGAGACAGCUGUGUGGAUGUGCUCCCCUUUCUGCCUUGGCUGGGGCACAGGAACAACUGCAGAGCCCGGUGCUGCCGCUGCCAUCCGAGAGCCAGCCUGCUGAAGGACCUUUGCCCUCCCCAGCCUGAUAAUAAUGACACAGAUGCAGUUUAAAGAUGCAUUUUGGUGCAAGGAGUUCACCUUACACACCGGCUUUGAGGUGCUUGUACAGCGACUGCUAGACGGGAGGAAGAUGUGCAAAGAUGUGGAGGAUUUGCUCAAGCAAAGAGCUCAAGCAGAAGAGAGGUACGGGAAGGAGCUGGUUCAAAUUGCCCGAAAAGCAGGAGGACAAACAGAAGUCAACACACUGAAGGCAGCAUUUGAGAAGCUCAAGCAACAAAUUGAAAGCGUUGGAAACUCUCACAUCCAGCUGGCAGGAAUGCUGAAGGAUGAACUGAAAGGAAUAGAGGAGUUCCGAGAAAGGCAGAAGGAGCAAAGGAAAAAGUAUGAGGCUGCGAUGGAGCGCAUGCAAAAGAGCAAGUUGUCCCAUUAUAAGAAAACAAUGGAGUCAAAGAAGAGCUACGAACAGAAGUGCAAGGAGGCGGAUGAGGCCGAGCAGUCCUUUGAGCGGAUGAGCGCUUCAGGCAACCAGAAGCAAACAGAAAAGAGUCAGAACAAAGCCAAGCAAUGCAGAGAUGCAGCACAUGAAGCAGAGAAUGUGUACAAACAGAACAUUGAACAGCUGGAUAAGGCCAGGACAGAGUGGGAAGAGGCACAUAUUAAAACCUGUGAGGUUUUUCAGCUCCAGGAGUGUGACCGCAUCACCAUCCUCCGGAACUCGCUGUGGGUUCACUGCAACCAGCUCUCUAUGCAGUGCGUGAAGGACGAUGAGCAGUAUGAAGAGGUUCGGGUAAGCUUGGAGAACUGCGUCGUAGAGUCAGACAUAGACUACUUCAUUAAGAGUAAAAUGACAGGAACACAACCUCCAGGUGCAAUAGGAUAUGAGAACUACUAUGACAGAGAACCAAACAGAAGCAACAGCCCAACCCAGACUUGCGGGAUGAUGAAGAGAUUCUCUGGACUGUUGCAUGGAAGCAGCAAAAACAACGCUGAAAGCGUCAUUCCUUCAGCCCCUCCUUUCGCAGAAAAAACAGAUGGGGUCUACGCAUCUAUUUAUGUAAAUGAACAUGAAAGAACUUCAUCAUCACAGGACUACAGAGUACUUUAUGACUACACAGCCCAGAACAUGGAUGAACUGGACAUCAACGAAGGAGACAUCGUAGCUGUCAUUGAAGAAAAUGUUGAUGGCUGGUGGACAGUUGAAAGGAAUGGGCAGCGAGGCUUUGUGCCAGGGUCUUAUCUUGAAAAGAUUUGUUGAAGCGUAGCCUCAGUCCUUGGACUCUGAAAAUAUUCUACUACUGUAAACAAACAUCAUACAAGGUCUGCUGCAGCUGACCAAGAGCAACCCAUUAUACUGUCCUCUACAUUUACCAGUCAGGAAAUAACUGCUUUCGUCUUCCUUCCCACCAAUCCUCUCUUCCCCUCAACAACUUCUGGCCCACAUGGUCUGAAAAAGCUGUCUUCAUCUCAGCAAGACGAGGACUUGGGUUUCUCACACAUGUGCUUUCCACUCUCAGCACUGCUGCCAUGAGAAUCUCAAAUCUCGGUGAAUCUGGGAGAAAAGCCCUGCUUAGAACUUCACUAUACUAAAGGAAGAAGAAGCCAAUUCUGUUUGUCCAGGAUGGAGGACCACCUCCAGUCAGCCUGUGAGCAACCCUUACCACCAUAGCAGCCAUGACCUGCACCACGGAUCCCCUCUUCUCACUGCACACAUCAUGCAAGUGCUUCUGAGGGCUGAGCUAAAAGCAGGAAGCACACAUACUCAGAAAGCAGAUAGCUUUUACAUCACAAGGUCAUCCACGGCUCUGCUUUGCACUGAAUUCUGGGACAGCCAAACGAGGGCAGAUGAAGAGCCCAAGGCCUGCUUUUACCUCAGUUGGAUGGUUUCUCUGAUACUUUGCUGAGAUUUCUCAUGCUUAAAAAAAAGUCUUCUAGCAGUGCUGCCCUGCCCUGAUCCUGGGAAAGAAGUGCUAGGUGUCUCCUCAUGAAGACUGCACAGAUGUGCCUUCAGUGCAUUCUCCUUUUAACUUCUCUCUCCACCCAGCUGAUCCUUUCCUGCCCACAGGCUUUUCAGUCUCUGACUAUCUACAGUCUCUGCAGCUCUGGGAUAGCUGGCGCAGAUUUGGCUGGGUUCCUUUCCAGUGACUUGUAACGUGCUUGUUCUACAACAAAGCCUCUUCAGAGAAGCUGUGCUGAGCAGGUUCGUUGCACCUCACAGCUUACAGCUGUAGCAGUCUUGCCAGUCCAGCAUGUAGGAAUGUUUCCUACCACCACUAUACUUUGCAAGAGAUCAUUAAGUACUUUGUGUCACUUCUCUCUCUUUAGCAUUCAGUGACAGUUAAAAAAAAACUAUACCAGUGAUUUGAUCUGAAGUAGAAAGUGCUAUUUCUGGGGCUAGAAUGGCCCGUUUGUGAAGGUUUCAGAUCCUAAAACUGAACCAAAUCAAUGAAAAUGAGUCUAAUUGCACCUCAGAAGGCAUGGAGCGGGAAGGAACUGUUAGCUAAGGCAACAGUGAGAAAAAAGUCUAGACAGAAGAAAAAGCUGUGACAUUCAAUGCGAUUAUUUCUGAAAUUAAGCAGAGCGAGAGCCAAAGGCACUUGCAUUAUCUUAUUCUCAUUUCUUGAUUCCAGAAUGGAAUAGAAGUUGCUGCAUGCCCUCUCUGUGCUCCUGCACACACAGCACACUUGUCUUUCCCACGCUUGCCCAAGUUACCAUGUUGCACACCUGCACUAGUGCUGAAGGGCUCUUAGCAGCUCCCAUCAGCAGAGGCUCAGAGGAAGAACUUGAAUGUCAUUGCAGGCACUAGGCUGUACAAACAGCAGUACUCACACAGGCUGAGGACGUCAAUGACAGCUUCCUGUGACCAAGCCUGAAUUGACAGUGCUAAGAGUCCACAACAGCCUCCAAUUAGUUAACUGCACCAUAAAUGCAGCUGCCAGACAACAACAGUUCCUUAUGUACAGCAUAAGAGGAAACCUGAAGCAUGAAAGAUUUAAUGUAUUUGCUUCUUGAAUUCUGGGUCUCUCACCAAGAGGACUGAUAUUAACCAACAGAUAUUGAAAUAUUUUGCAAGCAAACUUAAUUUAAAAAAAAGUCUCUAAAAUGCAACUCUUCUAAUAUAUGACACAGGGAUUCUGCUAAGACUCCUCACAGCCAGCCUCACACAAGACACUGCAAUACCCAGCCCUGGUUACCUUGAAAUCCUUUUAUGGAUUGUCUUUGCCUACACGAACCAUAUGGUCCACAUCAGCUGACAGACAGAUGGUGACUACUGUAUCUCCCCCAUCAAAGCAUUUCAUAUUUUUGCUGUUAAAUUCAGGAAACUUGUUCCUUUCCUAUCUUUUUUCUUUUUCUUUUUUCCUGUCAAGUUUUCUUCUGUUUGUUGCAACUGCAAGAGGCUAUAUUUCAAAUCUACCCAUCCUUAUAGCAUUUGGGUCCCACAUAUCCUUAUCCAGGCUGAUAAGGAAAUGAAACAGCAACAGCAGUGUUUUCUCAUAAUUCAGUUUCUCUUCUUUAUGCUGAAGAAUCUUGCUGAUAAGUAGUUAAUAAGCCAUAUCUAUGCAGCUUGCUCUAUCAGUGUGUCAGCACUUGUCAGAAAUAAAACAGAGAUACGAAGAAAUACCCACACACCCCCUUAAAGCACCCCUUCCAGUGCCAUCCAUUCCAGGCAGUACAAAAAGCAGGAAGGUCAAUCGUAGGGUAUUGCCUUAAUAAUAACGUUGCCUCUCCAGCUUGGUAACUAUUUGGUUACAAAACUGAAGCAUUCAAGAAAUCAUUUAAUUUUCAGGUGAAACUAAAACAGAUCCUUUCCAGUGACAGGUGUACUUAAACUAAACUCCAGUGCAUUUGGUUGAGAUGCUUUUCUGAUAGACACUUCUGAUAAGGCUCUACCUCCACCUUGACUACCAUUUUUUGGCAAGGAGGUGUCAAGCAACAAGUAAGGCCAUAGCAACAGUGGCACACAUAGCUUUGUCAAGUAAACUAAUUUCACAGCACGUCCACAAUCAGCAGAUUGCCUCUACAGCACUACCUAUGCUGCUAGUGCUCUGGAUGGGUUCACACACAAGCAGCUGCUAGCAGACAGUGAGGAACAUGCUUUUGCCAGCUGCUCUGCAAAGGGGGGAGCCUAAUUACCCACUUACAGCCUAUGGCUAAUAUGUAAAUAGAGUCAAACUAAUUAAAGCAAGUUUGCAGUAACGUUACUGAGCUGUUUUUGAAUAAGCACUGCAGGGUAGACCUCACUUUGCACAACUGACAACAGAUAUUUCAUGCUGAACAAUUUCAGACUUAUAACUGUUAUCUCUAGAAAUUCUUAUGAGAUUGUAAGAAACCAGCGGGCAUCUUCUAUCCAUUAAACAAGACGGGUAAGAAAGACUGGAGUCGUUUCCCACAUAGAUCACAACAGAAUACAAACAGACUGAGGUUCGCACCUGCUGCUCUCCUAGAUGGAUUCUGGAUUUGAGCAACGUGGUCACAAGACUGCUACUAAGUGCAGAGAUUCUAUUAUUCCUUUAACAGAAGCAAAUUUUCAAAAGUUGGAAGCAUGCAACUCAGACCAACAGUACUCUUAAACCAGGCUCAGUUAUGUACAUUACUGUCCUUUUACCAUGCUGUUAAUUAAGGAGGAGAAUGGGAAAACCUGGUUGAAUGUGCAAUUAUAAAAUGCCUGUUAAUGCAUUGAGGCCCACUAUUGCACAAAACAGAUUUCAGCUGCUGCAUGUACCAUUAAUAGCCCCCAAGCCCGCUGAAAACCCUUGGUCAGAAAAAGCAGUAUUAGGCUGGUAAGAAGGACUCAACAAACACAGUUAGGACUUAAUCACAAAGAAAGGACCUUCUGCCAAGUUUUACAGGUCCAUUGCUACAGACAGGUAGCUUCUGGCACUGUUAGCAAGUACUCAACUGAAAUAAAUAAAUAAACAAAUCCCUUCUACAAUAGAUAGAGCAGUCACCAACAUCAGGAACACAGUGGCUACUGGAGGUUUUGAGUGUCACCUCCUUGAAGACUCUUGCUUGAACUACAUAUCAAGAAUAAUCCCAGCACACGUGAGCCAUAGCACUGACAAAUCACAUAUGUAAGAUGUUAACAGCAUCAACUCUUACCUUGUAUUCCUUCUCAUCUUGCUCCUUCAAGGGGUGCCUUUGAAGUCCAGGGCUCCUUUCCAGAGGUAAUUUUAUGGAUGAAGAUACCUGAUUGCAGCUUACUCACUCACUACUACAUGCAAUUUAAGUGGAAGCACACAGAUGCCAAGAGUAGAUUCGUUACAAGCCAGGCAUCAGGUGGUGCCUGACAGGAACCUGGCUGGGUGUUAAGAAACACCUAAUAUAAGCACUGAUGGGUAACUAAUAUGCUGGCUUCUAUAGCACGAUGUAACCUCUUGGCUGCAUCGGUGCUGGCUGGCUGGCUUACCUUUGCAGACUUAAGAGAACCCAGGGGACUCUCUAUCAGUAGUACAUAAACUGAGUCUGCUGCACUGAAAUAUUGUUAACCUUCAGUGUAGACUGGCAAUAAUUCUGAACAGUACAGAACAAAUAGCCAAUCCUCAAAGAUCAGUUUCUGCUGCUCAAAACCACCUUCUCUUCCCUUGCUUUACUGCUCUCCAACCACACAACUACUAAUAAUUCACACACCCUAAAGCACAAAAAUUACUCUUGGCACUAACGAGCAAGGAAAACAAGAAGGUGCUCUUAGCUCGGCCUUCACCUCUCAGGUCCACAUCUCCUUGUUAUCAGGGGCUCACAGUGAGCUGCCAAGCCUCAGAAGUAAAUCAGUUAGCUGUUACAAAACAAAACUAAAAACACGAUUAGGAUGAGUCACUACCAUUCACCAGCUUCCUACACUGAUUAGAAUACCCAUCACAGGUGUUUUUAAUAGCACAGCUGUGGAUUCCGGCACGCUCACUGGAGUAGGGCUGAAGAGAAGAGAACAGCUGAGAGUUCUACCAUUUCCCUUCAGAUAAAGUGUUUGUUGUUUUGUUUUUUUUUAAGGAAGGAAAUAAAAUUGGUAUGCUAGGCCAUGUCAGGCUUCUGGAAACUAAAUGAUUGCUAGGAGCUUGCGGGGCUUGAUGAGUGGGUUGAUUUCUCUUUUUUUAGGGGAAAGAUGACUCUCAUAGAAUAGGUUUUGGAUGGGGAGUGAGAAUUACUGCCCUGCGAGUUAGUGUGUUUUUAACAAAAUGACAAUAGCCCACUGACUAAGAAAAAACUAACAAUGGAAAGGGAAAAGUACUUCUCCUCACAGUGUUAGCAAUUACCCACGUUCAAGGCCAACUCAUGUUUUGGCAGAGAGAAGCUCAAGGUCACAGUUACCCUCAGAUUUGCGUAGCGCUGAAUGACACACAGUGCCAAUUGGAUCUGUUUCUAGGAUGGACAGGUAAUCAUAUUUCUGUCAAAUUAGCCAGCACACAUGGCAGUGCUCUUCCUGUCCUUCCAGUAGCUGUUGGAGGACAGAAGACACCUGACCUGGCACAGAGCUGCUCAGUGCAAAGUUAAGAGCAAAUUUACAGCCUGUCACUGCUGCGUGUCAUGUAGCUGCAGCAAUACUGUCCGGCACAUGGUUCAAAAGCCAGAUCUACCGUGUUCUGACCCAAGGCAUAAACUAAAGACUGGAGUAUGUCUUUGUUGAGAGAGAAAACUCUAAUAGAAAGCACUCAGGACUUCCAGCUAUCCUUUAGCAAAAUCAGGAGAAAUUUGACUUGUUAUAGCUGAAAUUUACAAGGGAAAAGACAAAAUCCUCCAAAAUCAGCAGGCAAACAGAGCUGGGCUUAGAAUGCUCUAAUUCUCAGCUAAGAAUUAGAAGUUUCCACAUAGAUUCUUGAUGAUGAAGAGGAUUCAAAGACAACUGGGGUGAGGUGGGGGGUGAGGGAACAGGUAUCCUAGGGUUUUCCUUUGAAAUCAGAAAGAAUUUUACAUAUCAGACGUGGAAGAGCCAGUACUGCUCAGAUUUGAAAAGAGAACAGUGCAUCUAGUCCCAGCUUUGCUGGCUGCAGACGUGAGAUAAUAAUCACAAUCUAAAGAGCAUGGGGGAGCUGGGGGAAGCUUAGUACAUCCCAUUCCACUGUGCUAGGGCAGAAAUGCUCAACAGCUGCAUCUGAGAAAGAAUUGUUUGAAAUGUUAAGCCGUAAACAGUCUGUGUAGGAACUUCUUGGGAAAGUGAUGAACUUUAACCUUCCUGGGAUAAAAAUGUUAACGUAAGUGUGAAAGGGAAAGUUUUCAAUGCACUGAUAGACAUGAGAAACGCUUUGUCUUUAGAGAAGGGCUGCACAGCCCUCCCUGUGUCUGAACCAUUGUGAGGAAGGGAGACAUGAGUGACAGUGACUUUGUUCCACUAAGUGCCAUCUAAAGGUUUUACUACGGUCACUGCUCAAUUCAGGGAUUCAAAACCAAAGAGAUGCCAUAUUCUAGAGAUAGAGGGGAACUUGAGAAAUGCAUCCUCCCUGCUCUGCAGGAUCCUCUACCAAGUUUUUGUUAAAAACAAAACAACAGAAUACAAAAUACAGACCAUUUAUCAGCACAGGACCUAAAUUUAUCUUUGCUCUUCAUGCUGUAUCCGCAGUGCACUAUCACACGAUGUCAACACUUUUGUUCGCCACCCAUGUGUACCAACAUUGCCAGGUUAUAACAGUGGCUUUCAUGCUUUUAAAAUGGAUGCUUUAUUCCAAGUGCAAGAGUAAAGUAUAGUGCUUGGACUCUUAGCAACAAGCAUUACUCUCAGGAAUGGAGCAUUUUCCAAACCCUGGAAGUGCCUGCUGGGAACAGCACUGCCCAAUUCCUCUGUAGAACCUCUUAGGAAACAGUCAUGCCUAUCUCCUGUUUGGUGGAGGCCUGGUACAGAUGUACGUGGGGCAAUGCUUACUAAAGAUGGCUUGCCUUUUCUUGCAACUGACAGCAUUUGAUAACUACCCCUCUUCACUCGAUUCACUAGCAGCCCCGUUCAGUAUGGAGCAUUAUCUUACUGAAGUUUUGUUUAGGUGUGAGAAACAUUUCAGAGUUUUGCUUAAAAGCAGUUUUUCAGAUGAUUCCUGCAUGUAAGGAAUCACAGAAGCUCCUAAGCACCUCAAACAUCAGUGGCUUGCUUCACCACUUGAUUUAUAUCAAGGAAAUUAAUCCUGGUUCUUCAGUCACAGCCUGAUGCUAGCAAAGGUCUGACAGCAGUUCAUCCUGGAAAAAGCUAAAGUUCAUCUCUGGAAUGAGGCAAAGGUCCAUUUGGGCUGCUGCCCAAAGCACUACACAACCAAGAUGAAAGCAAAGCUGUCUCCAAGGCGUUGAGGGGAAUAGAUCUGUGACCCUACACUGCUAUGGCUCAUUCUAGUGACAAGUAGGCCAGGAUUAAGCCUUACUUUUGAGCAGUAAGUGACACGCUGCAUAGAAGGACGUGUUGCAGGAUUACUUUGGCUUUUUUUUUUUCCCUGCAUGUAGACCUUUCACCAGGAAGUAGGAGAGAAGGGCAAAGUUUGUACUUGCUGAUUCAAUCCAGCUCCAGAGGGAACUGGAUCAGCAAGGAAAAGAUUAGUGAGAUGAAUUUUUGAAAGGGGAUUUGGAAUUCUAAGUCAGCUUAGUUUAAGUAUAAGGGGCACGUGCUCCACUCAGAGUGGCAGCAAAGAGCAAAUGUGAAAAAGAUAGUUAGGAGGUUCAAGUAGCAGACUGCUGAACACAGCAUUCAUACACGUAUGCACAUAUGCUAUGGGAUACGGUGCACGGGAAAACCCAAGAUCCAGUACACUUAAAGACUUCUGCAUUUCAGUGGGAUUUAUCUGAGACCUAAGAUUCAGUCAGUUACAAGGUCCACUGUUUCUGUACUGCAGAGGCUAUCACUACAACUGUUAUCACAUGUAGUUUUUCAAUUAUCACCUAAAAUAUCAAGUACAAAAAAUUAAAAAUCAAAAGCUGUCAUCUUCCUGCUACCAAGACAGGCAUUUUACUAGCUUUACUGAACUGCACCCAGGCUAUUUCCCUGCUUAAUAAAAGAAAUCCGUACCUGACCACACCAUACCAGACUACAGUUCGAAUGCAGCUUAUUCUCAUGAGCCUUACAUUAGACUUCUAGAAGUAAAGCAUGGGACUUGCAUUGCAGCUCAUGUCACAGUCAUUCAAACAGCAGCAAGAGAAAAUAUCUGAUUUGAAGAAAAUAGCCUUUUUUAACAAUGUGUUAAAAAGCCCUGGAUCAGGUGAGGUUUACCACUGUAGGCAAUCUACAUGCUUGUGUGCUCCACAUCGCAUAUACAUGUUCGGUCAUUCCUCAAAUAACUCCUUGUGCAGUCUGCACAGAGACCUCAUUGCCUCUCCAGCAGAGAGCACCUGAUCCAGUUGGUUUGGAUGAGUGACCAUUUCAGCUGUGCAGCUAGGGUGAAGAAAACAUAUUGCUAUUUGGAAUCAAAAAUUGAAGUUCCAUCAAGCAAUACAGAUAUAUCCACCCCCCUUAACAAGAAGACAAACCUUUUGCUCUCUGAAUCAAUAUGACUAGUAUUCAUAGCUUCACUGGCUGAAGAAGCAUUAAGAAUAGUAGAUGCUGAAAAGUGGCUAGACUUCAUAAAUAAUAUUACUAGUAUUUGACAGUGCAAUGAAACAUGAAAAUGUAAUUCAUGCACUGAAGUGUAAUCAGUCCUACAGAGCUUCCAUCAAGUCUAUCAACAGGGUACUGAAAGUCAUUUAUUGGUUCUGUAUUUCCUAUGCUGUAAUAUCUCACUGUUACAGAUUUGAUUUCUAUUAGAUACUGUGCUACAGGUAAGUCAUGGCAGAUAAAUGAACAGCCUACACAUUCCGUACUCAAAAACACGAGGCCUGCUCCAAAGCUAACGGUGAAUGUUAGUGGUAUGGCAGUAGGGGUUGAACCUUCCCCCCAGAAUUCUGUUACCUUUGGUUGCUGUGGGACAGACAGCAGCAGAGGGGCACUGACAAAAUGGCGUCUGACAGAGAAGCAUGGAUGGAGCAAACAGGUGAAGUGAAUUCCUCCAUGGGGAGAAAAUGGCAGCCAUCGACAUUCAUUGGUGCUGGCUGAACAUUUAUGAAGACCAAACAGUGAAUGUGAGCUCAGUGAGGCGGUGGGUGGUGCAUUUCAACAGUGCUGAGUGGGUCACCUCUGCUGAUAGCAGAUUUUUACUAGCACAGCACGCAGGCUACUGUUCAUCACAGGCAAAAAUGCACAACCAAGGGUAGCAGUGUUGUUGAAAAACAGCAUUUUAUAGCUGAGAAUUUGCUCUAUGGAACAGUGUUACUGUGCUCUGUGUAGCUGUUGUCAUGUCCACGGAAAUAAAUAGAAGGCAUUACUUUUUGGAGCAGCCUAUAUAAUUAAGUACACAGCAGAAACAUCUUGAGAGCAGUCAAUACAACUACAUCUAAAAGUUAUAAUCAAGAGGGAUUGCUAGAAUGCUCAACUUCAAAAAUACUACAACAUGUUGAUGUUGUGCCUGCAAGAUGAAAGAAAAAAGAGAGUUGAUCAGUGAUGGUAACAUUGAAGGAGAAAAUAAAAAUUCACAUUUAAAAUAUUAACAAGAAUGGUGCUCACACCUCAGUUUCAAGUAUGCAAGCUAGCUAAGGUAUGCAGGAAAAGUGAAAACUAAAGAAUCACAGUGCAGACCAGAGAUACUGAGCCAGUGAAAUGAAGAUGUGGCUUGGCUCCAACAGAGCCUACACCACAAACUACAACACUACUGAGGAAACCAAACUAGCUGGAAUUGGAAGCAGUGGUCCUCCCCAGGUGCUAUUUAAGUACAGAAUCAUAGAAUGGCCUGAGUUGAAAAGGACCCCAAAGAUCAUCUAAGGUUAAUUUAUGGUAUUUUUCUCAGCAAUAUUAAGUAGCCCCUACUAAACUGGUGUACUACCACAGCUCAGUCGCCUCUGGUACUUGUUUUGAACUAGCUAGUGCAGUUAACACUGCAGACUGCAGUCCUAAACUAAACAGGAUUCAACAGAAACAACUAGAAAAAUUAGCAACUGAAUGUUCUAGAAGGAAAUAUUACUAUUCCACACUGCUCACACAAGUUUUUACUUUUUGCUUGGGUGGGCAAGGAGCUGUUUUGUCUUCUGUGCUGUUCAUUAGGACAAUAAAAACAAUACUGCAAAACACUGCCUUGAACACUGACAGUAGCCUGAGUUUCAUUAUGCUGUAACUUCAUUUGAAGAGUCACAAUACAAGAAAAGCCUGUAUUGUGGGAAAAACUAUGUAUCAGAGUAUUACUUGUCAGACUGGCUUAUGUCACUGAGACCUUCCUACUGUUCUCUAACAAUAACAUAGUUUUUCUCAACAGUGAAAAAAACACUUAGAAAUAUCUCAUUGCAGUGUGGAUCUUCAGAGUCAGGUGAAGAAAACACUGGGAUGCAAACCCUGUGUAGGCUGUUGAGCAACAAGUCAAGCAGAAAAGGCAUACCACUUCACCAGCUUGCUGAAAGAGACGCUCUGUAAUAGCACUCCUUCUCCCACAGGACAGAAAGGUAGCUUGUCAUGUUUUGCAGCACAUGAAUAGUUUGCUAAGAGCAGAGUUUUAAUAAGAGUAGCAGAUACCAUGGAUUCAGCAUAUGUAAGAACUCAGCCAGAAGAGAAGCAAUUCAAGAAACUUUGCUCAGAUGCAUUCCUGACACUGGCAGCAACUAGCCCAGUGUAUCAACAGACAUUUUAUCAGCUUAACAUAUUCACAAAAGAGCAGUUUCUCUUUAUACAUGCAUACCCAAACACAAUGCUCUUCUGCCACGAAGUUAAGUGCCAAAUAAGCUGCAAUUACUAUUACAAUUACUGUACAAUAGGUACACAGAGCAGUACUUCCAUGAAUAACUGCAACCCACACCUGAGCUUUCUGUCUAAAAUGCACAGUAAAUGCAACUCCUUGACAACCAGAACAGGUACUUCUAUUGUUUACAACUUUUAAUGGGACACCUAUACAGGAACUAAAGCUGGAUAAACCUCACCUUUGCCUUCUGUCUUUAAUAUUGAAGUGACUCCUUUUCUACAGACUCAGGAUUAAGGAAUUUUUCUUCAGGAUUAUACAAAGACCAAAGACCGAGUUUCAGAAGCCUGCCACAUCAGGUUGCAGUUCUGGAGUUGUAAGCAAAAUGGAUUUAUUGUCAAUCCAAGCCUUUUAACAGUAUGGUUAUAUUUAACAUUAAUUAAGCUAACAUAUACCAGUUACAAAUAUUUAACCCCUCUGGCUUAUAAUUACCUUCAGAAUUCAGGAACUCUACACAGGUAGAAGUUAUCACAGAAGGUAUGGUGACAAAUCAAUGCUAUCUCAAUCCCCAAAUGAGAACUUGUAAUAUGCUUUCUUACUUGAGUGUGAAUCCUGCUGUUUGUACUAACGAGCACACAGCAACCCAACUAAAUCUAUAAUACACAAUCACUCAAAAUCCAUAAGUAGUAAAAGUCAGCUCCUACUACAUCUCUUUUCGUAUCUGACUACUACAGAGGUAGCACUUAUUCCCAGUUUGAGGCAAUCAUACAAGACAUUGUGUAUAGAAUGCUGACAAAUCAUGCAAGAAGGCCACUAGCUUCCAACAACGAAUUCACAGCAGUUAUAAAUUGUACUGGGUUAGUUUAGACUUUUAUGCAAGUAAGGUGUUUUGAUUAGAUUUUAAAAAAAGUUUCUACAUUCCCACAUGAGUUUUCUUUGUUUUAGAAAGCACACAGAGGCCUCCCUGAUCUACAAGCAUGUAUUUGGUGCUAUGCAGUCAAGUCACCUGUAGUACAUUCAUGUCUUCCAGAAAGAUUAACAAGUAUGUGCACUAUAGCAGAAAUCUUUCUAUAAUUACACUGACUUCAAAGAAGUAUGUGUAGGCUGCUGGCUGCAGAGCUUAUAUGUGCCUUGUAGCUAAUAAAAGCUGACCUCUUUUUGAAGUAUUCUUACCUCUGUUUUGUGCAAUACAAACCUGUUUUAAAAUCUGCCCUGGUCUAGUUUUAGAAAUUAAGUUUCAUUUCUCCGAGAUUUUACCAAGCAUAUAUAAUGUAUGUAAUACAACAUGAUGCAGAUAAUCCUUAAAUUCAUCCUCUCUUCUAACAGUAGAUUCUGUUAGCAGGCUUACGUACCACAUCCAUGACAUUUAAUACCAGAGUCCCAAGAGGCCUUUCAGGUUAUUAACCUACAUACAAUUCUAAGAAAGAAAAUGUAGGCCCCAAAGGCACAUCAUCUGCAGCCCAUGUUUAGAAAUUAACACAGAAGUCCACAAGUGUACUUUUACAACAGUGAAACAACAGGAAGAAAUUUAAAUCUCUCAAGUGGUUGGUCUUGGUAGACCACACAUUAGAAUUGCCCUUUCUUAACUGACAUUUCUUCGGGUGUCUGAGAACACUAUGAUGCAACCAAUGUGGCUGAACAAAUCUAUUUUGCAUAAUAAAGAGCAUAAGAAAAAGCAAGAGAAGUUCUGAACAUUCCUGUCUUCCGCAGACGUAACUGAAGCCUUUGAAAGCAGAGCAGUGACAAAAUCUCUGAAUAACACAGGACAGAUUAACAUGUAAUUAAAAUAUAACAGUAUUUAUCCCCCACUGUUGAGAAAUCACAGAUUCGUCCCUAACCGUACUCACAAGGUGUUAACGUUCCACUAAGUUUAAUUAAGUUUGCUCUGCUGUGUUUCUUCAGUACCGUAUCAAAUAAAAAGAACAAAUCCGAUACAAACACAAGCUUCCAUCAAGCCUGAAGUGAAUUCACUUAAGUCUCUAUUUCAAACAGGUGCUUUCAUAUGUUAAAGCUUACACUUCCAGCUCUUGCGGACUCCAUUUGAACCAAUACACUGGAAUCUUAAAUAGAAAAACCAGACACAAUUAUAGGGCGGAUAUACAGAGAUUUAUUUAAUCAGGUUUACUAUUUACAGUUGAGAUCACUUUCACAUACUACUUUGCUACUCUACAUGGCUACAUCGUUUCCAAACCAGUUUAAGAGCUACACUCUAACAGUUCACUCAACACAUAAAACCGCUCCUCAUAGAAAAAUGAAAUAUUUCAUUAUAGAACAGUAGUGCAUACAUUAUACUCCUGAAAAGCCAGCUUGUAUUUUAAAACACUAAUGCUUGAAAGGUUUGAUCUCUGAAGGUCGAAAAUGCAGUCGCAUGAUCCUAAGAUUUCGGUUAGUUUUUGUUUUACUAUUUAUAUAUAAAGAGUA